CUCCGGCUCCCGGCCGGAAACAAGAGGCUGCCGGGGCGGGCGGGCUGGCAUCUCCUUUCCGGCCGGUCCCCAUGGAGGCGUUGGGGAAGCUCAAACAGUUCGAUGCCUACCCCAAGACUCUGGACGACUUCCGGGUCAAGACCUGCGGGGGCGCCACGGUGACCAUCGUCAGCGGCCUUCUCAUGCUGUUACUGUUCCUGUCGGAGCUGCAGUAUUACCUCACCACAGAGGUGCAUCCUGAACUCUACGUGGACAAGUCACGGGGAGAUAAACUGAAGAUCAACAUCGAUGUUCUUUUCCCGCACAUGCCUUGUGCCUAUUUGAGCAUUGAUGCCAUGGAUGUGGCUGGGGAGCAGCAGUUGGAUGUGGAACACAACCUGUUCAAAAAACGACUAGACAAGGAUGGCAUCCCCGUGAGCUCAGAGGCUGAGAGGCAUGAGCUUGGGAAAGUCGAGGUGACGGUGUUUGACCCAGAUUCCCUGAAUCCUGAUCGCUGUGAGAGCUGCUAUGGUGCUGAGUCGGAAGACAUCAAGUGCUGUAACACCUGUGAAGAUGUGCGGGAGGCCUACCGCCGUCGAGGCUGGGCCUUCAAGAACCCAGACACUAUUGAGCAGUGCCGGCGAGAAGGCUUCAGCCAGAAGAUGCAGGAGCAGAAGAAUGAAGGCUGCCAGGUGUAUGGCUUCUUGGAAGUGAACAAGGUGGCUGGAAACUUUCACUUUGCCCCUGGGAAGAGCUUCCAGCAGUCACAUGUUCAUGUACAUGCUGUGGAGAUCCAUGACUUGCAGAGCUUCGGUCUUGACAACAUCAACAUGACCCACUACAUCCAGCACCUGUCGUUUGGGGAGGACUACCCGGGCAUUGUGAACCCCCUGGACCAUACUAAUGUCACUGCACCCCAAGCCUCCAUGAUGUUCCAGUAUUUCGUGAAGGUGGUGCCCACAGUGUACAUGAAAGUAGAUGGGGAGGUGCUAAGGACAAACCAGUUCUCUGUGACCAGACACGAGAAGGUCGCCAAUGGGCUGCUGGGUGACCAAGGACUUCCUGGAGUCUUCGUGCUGUAUGAGCUCUCGCCCAUGAUGGUGAAACUGACAGAGAAGCACAGGUCCUUCACCCACUUCCUGACGGGUGUGUGUGCCAUUAUCGGGGGCAUGUUCACUGUGGCUGGCCUCAUCGAUUCGCUCAUUUACCACUCAGCCCGUGCCAUCCAGAAGAAAAUUGACCUAGGGAAGACAACGUAGUCAUCUUUCCCCUUGGUUUUUCUUUCUCCUAUUUGUCUUUGGCCUGUGGUUCUAUUCCUCAGCCUUUUCCAUCCCCCACACUCCCCAUCUCCCCAACCCCAGGUUGAUAAAUUUUGAUUGUGAUAGUA
Molecule: messenger RNA, 1366 nt
Organism: Fukomys damarensis (Damara mole-rat)
Lineage: Eukaryota; Metazoa; Chordata; Mammalia; Rodentia; Bathyergidae
Gene: Ergic3
Product: ERGIC and golgi 3
Exons: 14
Coding region: 72-1238 (388 amino acids)
Biological process (GO): retrograde vesicle-mediated transport, Golgi to endoplasmic reticulum; endoplasmic reticulum to Golgi vesicle-mediated transport
Cellular component (GO): COPII-coated ER to Golgi transport vesicle; Golgi membrane; endoplasmic reticulum membrane
Source: RefSeq, a predicted model, not a curated record